AUGUCGGUUAGCUCUCUGUACAGAGUAGUUGUAAUUUUACAAUAUGAAGACCUACAGCUGUUACAAGGUCAUUGGUAUCUUAUGAGUUUAAACGUGGGCGAGAACGACGUUCGGUUCAGUGUUGGGUUGCUUUGUUCCAUAUGUGUUGAACCCAACUCUUUGGCAUUGAGACACGGCUCCCAUUCUAGCUGUGAAAAUGCCUUCAAGCAUCCAUCCUUCUACUCUGUGCCACCUUCAAAGUCGCACAGUUCCUCGUCACAUCAACAACAUCCAUCAAACCACGCGUCUAAAACACUUCUGGACCGUCUACAACGUAAUUCAAAAGCGAACGCAGCAUCAGAAUCUGCCUCAGGACAACUACAAAGUUUAGAAGACCAUGCGCUUCAUGCUACAAUCGUAAAUUUACCGCAACUUGGAGAUGCACUGCUUCGAUUAACGCACUCCGGAUUUGUGCUAGAGCUGACGCUUCUCGAGUGGGCUGAAGGGUCACCCAUAUGUUGGGAAUUUGCGGAACCUAUUGUGCCAAUGCCAGGAGUUGCUGUACCUACCUCUACUCGUACUAGCCUCCAAGUUGCUCGCAACAAAGCGGCCCUUUCCAGCAGCAACGUCGGGCAAUUGGCAUUUGUGUAUGUUCUACUCAAAGGGGGAACGCUUUAUCGACUGUCUUUCCCGCUCAUUGCACCCUUUUUCCAUGACGAGCAGUGGAUCGCAAAAAAGGGCUGGCUCCGUGAAUUUACGCUUCCCUCUACUGUGAGCCGCCCGCUCUCAGAGGAUAAUGCAACCAUGCUUUUGCAAGGCGAAAGAUCCUUGACUAUCACAGUGAAUGCAGGAGCAAUACUGCGACUGGAUAUAGAGGGGGAUGCUGAUAUUCAAAUGAAGGACAAGCUACAUUAUCCACAGCAUCAAGGCCUCCUUUCAAAAAUGUUUCGCACGACGAAUCCGGAAGAAGACAAUAUCAUAUCUGUCCACUGUGCGCAACUAGCUCAAACAGAUAGCAAUGCUUCAAGAAAGGAUCUAACGUUUACACUUUCCCGAGAUCGGUCCCUCCGAAUAUGGGAUAGUACCAAUGGAAACUUCGUCACGCAUGCCAUCCCACCUCUUCCACAGUCAGCAUCUGCCACAAUGGAGGCCGUUGCAUCAAUCAAGUGCACCAGCUAUACAGCCGCUUCCCUUGGAGAGAAGAACGCUGAUACGCAGCUUCUUUACCCAAAACACAAUUAUCCAGAGCCACCAUCCGCCGGCUUCUUUGUUCUAUACAAGUUCACUGGCCAUUCAUUGGUCAAGCUUGCAGAAAAAGAUGCAAGUUCCCGGACCUCACGAUGUGCUUUGCGGGACUUUGUCGUCAAGCCAAAGGCAGAAUACAGAACG
Molecule: messenger RNA, 1368 nt
Organism: Acaulospora colombiana
Lineage: Eukaryota; Fungi; Glomeromycota; Glomeromycetes; Diversisporales; Acaulosporaceae
Source: the annotation of a GenBank genome assembly